Molecule: messenger RNA, 2604 nt
Organism: Notothenia coriiceps (black rockcod)
Lineage: Eukaryota; Metazoa; Chordata; Actinopteri; Perciformes; Nototheniidae
Product: probable phospholipid-transporting ATPase VD
Exons: 13
Biological process (GO): phospholipid translocation
Cellular component (GO): plasma membrane
Molecular function (GO): ATP hydrolysis activity; ATP binding; magnesium ion binding
Source: RefSeq, a predicted model, not a curated record
GAAACUGAGGUGAUUCCAGACAGGAAGCUGCUUCAGCACAUUAGCAGGGUGGACAGCAGCGGCAGCCGGAAGACCGAUCCUUACCUAGAAUUCUUUCUGGGUCUCGCCAUUUGCAACACCGUGGUGGUUUCCAUGGCAACAGCUGAAAGACAGAGGGCAAGUGGGUUUUCACGAUCUGGUCAAACAAACAACCGUCUGGAUACUUUGUCCAACGUGGCGAAAAAACCCUUCUCUCUUCGCCAUAUUUUCACCUCCUGGAAAAACAAGCCCAAGAGAAGCCGCACCAUCUCGGAGGACUCGGUUGUAGAAGAAGACCAUUUUAACGCCCCUUUAAAAAUAGACGGUUCUGGAAAUACUGAUGGGCUUCAAACGUGUUCUCUCCAAGCUCCAUCCCAUAGCAAUGAUCCUGCAACGACCCCAGAUAAUGUGACUUAUGAGGCAGAAAGUCCAGAUGAGGCAGCCCUGGUGUACGCAGCCAAGGCAUAUGGCUUCACCCUGCUGGCCCGCACUCCUCACAGCGUGACGGUGAGGCUCCCGUCUGGCGAGGACCUGGUGUUUGAGGUGCUGGACACCUUGACCUUUGACUUCAACAGGAAGAGAAUGUCUGUUUUGGUGCGACACCCAAUCACCAAAGAGUGUGUGUUGUACACUAAAGGUGCAGACUACGCUAUCAUGGAGCUACUCGGUACAUCGUGCGCAGAACAUCUCAGAGGUAAGCAGAAGAAUAUAGCAACAGAUACUCAGCAUCACCUUGACUUCUAUGGUAAAGAGGGGCUACGCACGCUUUGCUUCACGAAGAAGGUUGUGAGUAAAAAGGUUUAUGAAAGCUGGUUAGUGUGCAGGAGAAACGCUCUGGCUGCUAUAGACAACAGAGAGGAGCUGGUUAUGGAAACUGCUGUGCAGCUAGAGACAGAACUCAACCUGCUAGGGGCAACGGGCAUCGAGGACCGUCUGCAGGAGAGUGUCCCGGACACCGUGGUGGCGCUGCGGGAGGCGGGGAUCCGGGUGUGGGUGCUGACUGGUGACAAGCCGGAGACAGCAGUUAACAUCGGAUACGCCUGUAGGCUCCUGGAAGAGGAAGACCUGGUGAUUAACAUGAGCUGCAAAAACAAGCUGGAGUGCACAUCCAUCUUGGACUGCACCCUGGAGGAGGUGAAAAGGUACAGUGAAGACCCUCGUAAUGUGGACACCAGCCAGGACAUCGCCCUGGUGAUCGACGGACGCACACUGACCAUGGCUCUGUCCUCGGACUUGCAGGAUCGCUUUAUGGACCUGGCCAAACACUGCCGCACCGUGCUCUGCUGCAGGGUCACGCCCUUACAGAAGAGCAGGGUGGUGAAGGUGGUCAGGGAGAAACUCAAGGUCAUGACCCUUGCUGUUGGUGAUGGUGCAAAUGAUGUAAACAUGAUCCAAGCAGCUGAUAUUGGCGUUGGGAUAUCCGGCCAGGAGGGCAUGCAGGCGGUCAUGGCGAGUGAUUUUGCUAUAUCUCGCUUUAAACACCUGAAAAAACUUCUCCUGGUCCACGGACACUGGUGCUACACUCGACUUGCAAACAUGAUCAUUUAUUUCUUCUAUAAGAAUGUGGCCUAUGUGAACCUACUCUUCUGGUAUCAGUUCUUCUGCGGCUUCUCCUCAGCUACCAUGAUCGACUACUGGCUGAUGAUUUUCUUCAACCUCUUCUUCACCUCGGUGCCGCCCAUCAUGUUUGGGAUAAUGGACCAAGACAUUUCUGCAGAGAUGCUGCUUGGUGUUCCAGAGCUGUACAGGAUUGGGCAGGGUGCAGGGGAAUACACGUUUACUACUUUCUGGGUGUCCAUCCUUGAUGCCUUCUACCAGAGUCUGGUGGGCUUCUUUAUUCCAUACUUGGCUUACCAAGAUUCCGACAUAGAUAUUUUUACCUUUGGAACUCCUAUAAACACCAUUUCUUUAUUUACCAUCCUGCUGCAUCUGUCAAUAGAGAUCAAAGCCUGGACGGUGGUUCACUGGGUAACCAUGCUAGGCAGUGUGGCGUUGUACUUCAUUGUGACGCUCGCCUACAGCGCCAUGUGCGUCACCUGUAACCCUCCGUCCAACCCGUACUGGAUCCUCCAUAGCCAGAUGGCCGACCCCAUGUUCUACCUUCUCUGCAUCAUCACUACGGUGGUGGCUCUGCUGCCCAGGUACAUGUUUCACGUGCUGAGGAACUCUAUCGCCCCCUCCCCUCUCAUGCAAGCCAGGAGACUAGACCGGCUGGACGCCUCCACCAGGGACGAGUGGAUGAAGGAGUGGAGGAGCAUCAGGGGCCUCGGACAGGUCAGACGCUCCAGGCUGUCCCCCCCACCCUCUCCUACCCUUGAUACCCCUGCGGACAUUUUUCCCCAGUCCCCCACCGCCUCUGAUAUAAUGGCUGAUGAUUUGACACUGAAUGUAAUUACUGAAAACUAUCAGAGGCCUGUACACAUGUGAAAAUCAGAGAGUCGUUGGCAGAUUGAAGGAAUAAGAUUAUUAUUUAUUCAGAAGAGUGAACAUUUUCUGAACUGGCUCAUUUUAACCCUCCUGGUGUCUUCGGGUCAAAUCUGACCGAUUUACUACUUUCAUCAAUCAUAACUUUUUUCUUUUACAUUC